CCCGUCUUACCAGGCUCAUGACUUUUGAGGGAGGUGGGGUAGGGGCUGCUCAGGUCUUGGGGAGGGGUGAAAAAAAGAAAGAAGAAGUCUGAGGAUUCUCUCUCUUUUUCUUUCCCCCCUUCUCUUUAAAUUUCUUUUUUAGAGAGACCUGCACCAUGCCGGCAUCUCAAAGUCGGGCCAGGGCGAGAGACAGGAACAAUGUCUUGAACAGGGCUGAGUUCAUGUCUCUGAACCAGCCCUUGAAAGGUGCCCAAGAGCCCAGGAGUGCUGGCCGGAGGCAGAACAGCCAGCCCGGCCCCACUCCUGCCCCAAACGAAGGUGCCAAGGAGCGGAGGCAAUCUCAGCAGCUGCCUGAGGAAGACUGCAUGCAACUGAACCCUUCCUUCAAAGGCAUCGCCUACAAUUCCCUCCUGGCCAUCGACAUCUCUCUCUCAAAGAGGCUUGGGGUGUGCGCCAGAAACGCCUCGUCCUGGGGCAAUGCCCGCUCCAUGAUCAACCUCAUCGGGAUCACCGGGCAUGGGAUCCCUUGGAUCGGCGGCACGCUGAUCUGUCUGGUGAAGAGCAGCACCCUGGCAGGCCAGGAGGUCCUCAUGAACCUACUUUUGGGUGAGUCCCUUUGCACUUUCCCCCUUCUUCCUUUCCUUUUGAGGCCUAUCUCCAGUGGUGCCCGGUGCCCAGUGGGAAUGGUGGGGCGGAAGGCAGGGAGCCCGAACAGUAGGUAGAGUCAUAGCCCAUGACGAGCAGAGCCAACUAAUUCUGGUUUGGUCCCCAUCCUCCUCCCCACUGCUGAGUUCUACAAAGGCAACCCUGAGACUAUAGAGGGGCAAGGUGACAGUCAGCGCUGCCUCCACCCCUGGACUGGUUGUGUGUAAGAAGACGGGCAGGAGGGGGCUUGCUGAGGGCAGGCUGAGGUUGGUGGAGCAGUGCCCCAUUUGGCCUGAUGGACUAGCCUGCGCCGCCCAUCGCCUCGCCAUGUGGCUUAGCUGGCUUUCUUCCUACCCUCACCUACAUUCCUUACCAUUCUUUGCUUUUGCUUUCUUGAGCAUCUCUUGAAGUCAUGGAAUAGGGAAGAUGGCUUUGGAUGAAGACCAACAUAUUGUCUUAAGGUGUGGUGUAGUGGUUAUUUGUAAGUCUACACCUUUGGAGGCCCAUGUGCAGAGCAACAAGUGUCUGGUUUUAGCCUCCUUCCAUUUCUCUUAAAAGAAUAUCAGUGUUGGUCUUUGCCCUUUCAUGGUGGCAGCAGAACAAAAGUAAAAUGACGUUCUGACAUAUAUUCUUAUUUGUUUGUUUUUUUGUGUUGUUGUUGUUUGACAUUGCAUAUAUAUCUCACCGGGAUGCGGGUGGUGCUGUGGGUUAAACCACAGAGCCUAGGGCUUGCCGAUCAAAAGGUUGGCGGUUCAAAUCGCUGCAACAGGGUGAGCUCCCGUUGCUCGGUCCCUGCUCCUGCCAACCUAGCAGUUCGAGAGCAUGCCAAAGUGCAGGGAGAUAAAUAGGUACUGCUCCAGCGGGAAGGUAAACAGCAUUUCUGUGUGCUGCUCUGAUUCGCCAGAAGCGGCUUAGUCAUGCUGGCCACAUGACCCGGAAGCUGUACGCCGGCUCCCUUGGCCAAUAAAGCGAGAUGAGCGCCGCAACCCCAGAGUCGGCCACGACUGGACCUAAUGGUGAGGGAUACCUUUACCUUUACCUUAUAUAUCUCACCAUUUUCCUCCAGGAGCCCAAGGUGGUAUACAUUGUCCCCCUCCCAUCAUUUAAUCUGCACAACAACCCUGUGAGGUGGACUAGGCUGAGAGGCAGUGACUGGCCCAAGGUGAACUUCAUGGCUACGUGGGGAUUUGAACCCUGGUCUCCCAAGUCUGGCACUCUAACCACUACACUACACUGGCUGGCUGAAAAGCCUAGAAAGCCAGAUUCUGUCAGGCUAAACCCACAACCCAACAGGUUAUGCCAAGUUCCCACUCAAAAUCUUGCCAAGUUCUUCUCAGAAUCGUCCCCCGGCCACCAUGUUCUUCCUCUUCUACUUCAUCUCCUUAAACCUCCCAUCCAUAUUCUCAGAUCUCAAUUCUGCAAUAUGGGUAUGAAUGAUUAUACUCAAUGCUAGUAUAAGCACAUACUUUGCAUAUGUUCCUAACUUUGGGGAAGGGGUCUAGCUCCAGAGGAUUUACAUCGCAUGAAGUCCGAGGUUCAAUCCUGACAUCUCCAGGUAGACACGCGGAUCUGAAAACCUCAAAAGAUGCUGCCAGUUAAGGUAGACAAUACAGUAGUACCUCGGGUUACAAACGCUUUGGGUUACGCAUUUUCAGGUUGAGGACCACGGGAAACCCGGAAGUACCAGAAAGGGUUACUUCCAGGUUUCGCUGCUCACGCAUGCGCAGAAGCACUAAAUCACGCUUCGUGCAUGCGCAGAAGUGCCAAAUCACAUCACGCACAUGCGCAGCUGCAGGCUGCGGACAUGCCUCCGUCAUGGAUUACGUAGAGGGAACCCCAAGGUCUGCAGAAUAUUUAUGGCGGGACACUAAGGGGAGGAAAACAAUACCCCUCUCAAAAUAACUGAACAAGAACUGAUUAUACUCAGUAGCCACAGAAUGCUGACCAACUAUGAAAAAGGGUGAGAGUGAGAAUGGAAUGGAGAGCCACAGAAAUGAGUACGGCUGGCUGGUACCUUGAAUUGGAACCUUCUCCUCUGCAACAUUUUGUUGUACCUGACAAGUUUCCAUUCUUCAGUGGCUGCCAGGGGUGCUAAAACUCCAUGGGUAGUGUACCUGAUAUGCAUGUCAAAGGUCCUACGCUCAAUUCUGAGGGCCUCCAGCUAAAACAAGGAAGUGAUAGAUGAUAAAGACCAACCUUACUGUUAACCACAUAUGGGUUUUUACUCUAGCUCCACCCUUCCUGGUUUCCAUGGCUUCAGAGGUCAUAUAUAACACCAUCUGUGAGUGUUUCAUGAGGAUAAUUGAAACAUCUUAGACCAGCCUUUCCCCCAAGCUGAUUAUCCUCCAGCCAUUUCGGACUACAGCUCCCGCCAGUCCCAGGCUCCACCUCUGAGCCAUAGGCUCCUCCCCUUUAGCCUCAAGAGUCUGAGCCACAGAAGGCCUAGCAAGCCCAUCUCAGUUAUCCUUUAAAUAGGGUAAACCAUACAGAGGUUAAAGGGAGUUCAGGGAUUAUCAUCCCAUUAGGCAUCUGGCUUCCCAUUUGGGCAUCUGGUUGGCCACUGUGAGAAGAGGAUGUUGAUUCCAAUGGGCCUUUGACCUGUUCUAGCAGCCAGGCUCUUAUUAUGUUAGUAUAAUAGUGUGUGAAAACAUGUUGUUGGGUUGUAUACAACUAAGUUCUGCUUAGAGUAGACCCAUUCAAAUUAAUGGAACUAAGUCAUGCCCAUUAUUUUCAAUGGGUUUAAAAUGAGUAGGACUAGCAAUGGCUAUAACCUAUUAUUAUUGUUGUUGUUGUUUUGUUGUUGUUGUUGUGUGUGUGUGUGUGUGUGUGUGUGUGCGUGUGAAGGUGCUCACCAAUACACCAUCACCUUUUCUUUUGCUACUCAUGGCAGCCAUUUUGGAUGGGCACCCACAGCACUUUUAACAAAAGUACCAGCACCUCAUUUCUAACCAUAAAAAAAAAUCAGUCCUCCUCCUUCUCUCUUCUUCAUCUUUGACCUUUCUUAGCACGCUUCAGUGAUGUCUCGAAAUAUCUCCAGAUAGGUCAUUCCACGUCAGUUCAACGCAGUCAUGCCACCCACCAUCUCGGAUUUUGAUGAAACUUGGUGUACACCCUUCCCUUAUGCAAUCAAAAGUUUCUGAUAGUGAAAAUUAUUGCAAAUAAUUUUUUUUUAGAUUGAUUUCACGAUAUAGCCAAUUUUCAUAGCUUUAAAUACUUCAAAACUGAAAAACAAGCCUGCACUUUUGGGGGGGAAACCCUGUAAUAACCAAUAUUAUUUUAGAUUUUAAGAGGAACAACAAAGCAAUGGAAGCUCACUCCAUCACAUGGAUUUGAACUUCCAACCUUCCGAUCAGCAAGCCCAAGAGGCUCAGUGGUUUACGCCACAGCGCCACCCACGUCCCUGCAUGUGUAGACCCAGCAUCAAACCUUGAAAUGGCUGGGCAUCUGCCGAAGGACCACACCGCAGGAAGAGGUGUGGCAAGAGCCACAUAGACCUGCUGCACUGAGGACUCUUUUACAAGAGCCCUGCAAAACCAGGAGACAACACAGCACAUUUGCCAAGUCUCAGAAUUUUGGAAGCCCUGUAGAAACAUUUCUAGCUGUAGUUAGUGUGCAUUAGCGUAGCUAAGGGCGUGUGGGAAGGGUGAUCCACAUUGGGUGGUAGGCUUACCCAGACGGCCCAACGCUCAACAUGGGACAUGGGUGGUACGCAGCCUGCACGCCCCCCAACCACCGCCUCCACUUGGCUGUGGCUGCCUUCCAGCGGGUCCAGCACUGCCAAAAAAAAGCUACACAGGGUGUAGCGCCAGGAGGGCACCCAGGAGGGAUGUGGUUGGCGUGCACUGGCCUGCAGGUUUCCCUCCCAAGUCCCAGUUGCCUGGACAGAGGUGGCAGCAGUGCCCUUGAUACCUGCUGGGCUGUGCCAGGUGGGUGGGCAUUGCCAAGAUGGAGCGAGACGAGGCGCCGCCAGGCCACAUGAGUGCAGUCACAAAAUCAGAAUGGUCCAGGGCUUGGCUCGCUCACCCCUCCCCCGUGGGUAGAUCAUCCCAUCCCCUUGGGUGGUGCGUGCACAUGUGCCCCCAUGAGCACCCAAACGGCUUGCUACACUGCUGUUAGUGUGGUGGACCAGAGGGAAGGGCUGCAGCUCAGUGACAGAGCAUCUGCUUUGCAUGCAGAAGGUCCCAUGUUCAAUCCCUAGCAUCUCAUGUUCAGAAUAUUGAGGACUCGGCUCUUGGUGGUUUUUUUAAUGAAGGACAAUAGCUCAGUGUUGGGGCAUCUGCUUUGCAUGCAGAAGGGCCCCAGGUUCAAUCCCUGCUAUCACCAAGUGGGCAUGGGAAAGUCCAUUGCCAGUCAGUGUGGACCAGGAGUAGCCAACAUGGUAUAUUCCAGGCAUUGUGGACUACAACUACCAUCAAUCCUAGCCAACAUAGCUAAUGUUCAGGGGUGGGAGGGAAUUGUAUUCCAAAACACACAGAGAGCAUGUUGGCUACUGUCCAGUGUGGACAGCCUUGCACUAGAUGGGUCAAUGAUCUGACUCAGAAUCAGUUCCUACAUUCUUAAAGCUCACUGGAUAACCCUGGGAUGAUCACCAUCUCUCAGCCUAACCUACCUCACAUAAGGUGGCCUGUUCUGCAUUGUCAAAAAAUGAGAAUUAGCACCACCAAAAAACAGAGGGCAAAGGGGGGUGGUGCCAAUUUGCUUCAAAUCUGCACAUGGUAAUUUAUAUGUGUAGGUGCAAAUCUAACAGCCCUCCAAAAUAGAGGAGAGCAAUGGCUAUCUCUAACCUCACAGGGUUGCUGUGAGAAUGACCUUUGCCAUGCAGCCCUCACCUGGGCUGCUGCCACCGCCCUCAACUUCUUAGGGCGGCAUAACUACCCUCUGCUGAUCUUAAUCUCCAGGGAUGGUAUGUAGGGUUGGUCUCCCAGAUAUUUGAGGCCUCAGUUGUUUAGGGCUUCAAGCACUAACUAAGCACCUUCACUUGAGCCUGAAAAUAAUCUGGCAACCAGUGCAACUGUUUUAUGAGGUAUAAAUGGAAGACCAGCCAGUAAGCUAACCACUGCAUUUUGGUCCAAUUGACAUUUCCAAGUUGUCUUCAGAUAAAGAAAUGAUAGGUAUCCUCUUGGGUUGGAUCUCAGGGUUAAAUUGGCAAAGGAAAGAAUGAGGGGGUUGAGUGCAUUCUGGUUGCUGUUGUGGGCUUGUCUCAAAAAACAGCACACCCACCAGCUUUUAUCAUGGCACUUUCAUAAUUAUUAUUGUUGUUGUUGUUGUUACUAUUUAAUUAGUAUGUGACGUAGUGCCAAAGUGGGCUUCUAAAUGAUUUACAAAGUAUAAAAGCUUGUAACACAAAGAUUAAAAUAUAAAUACUGUACUUGUAAUUGAAAUACACAAUGAAACAAUCCUGUUAAAAUAUAAUUAUAGACAUAAUGAAACUAUCCCAUUAAAACAACACAGCAUGUCAAAUGGGAGGCUCAAGUUCUGAUAUCCAGAGAAUGCCCCUGCAAAUAGGUGCAUCUUCAAAGCCCGCAGAAUGCCAAUAGUGAUAGGGCUUCUUGUAUUUCAGUGGGGAGUGUGUUCUGCAGCACAAUGGAAAAGCCAACAGCAGAAAAACCUGCUGUUGUGUUUCCAUAAGCAAAUAACUACCAGGCCUUGGCAAAACUAACCAGCUUCCAGUUGUAGUAUCGCUACGCUUAAGGGCGCAGAGCCUAAAAGGCGUAGCAUGGCUUGGGAUGCUGGGCCUGACCCUGGACACCAAAAGGCCGCCAUUGCAAUAGGUUUACCCUGACCUUUGGGGCCUCUCUGGUUCUUCUGAUGGUAAAUUGUUUUAGCUCAUUUCAAUAUUGUGUUUUUAUAUUGCUAUGAAAGGCAGGUAAGGAAUUCAAUAAUAAAACCAUAACAAGCAUGAUGUAGUUCAUGAUGUUGCAGAUUCCUCCCUGCAUUGCGGGCAUUUGAACAUGCGCUGAUUAGCCUAGCCACCCAUCUGCCGGUCAUCAGAUGCCAGGAUGGGUCAUAGGAUCCAUUGCACAACCAUUGCACAACUUCUUCUUUUUAAGAUGUAUUUUUAUUAAAGAUUUCUUGGUUUACAAAAGUAUGUGCAAUAUCUUUUUUUUUCCAAGUUGCAUUUUCUACAGAUCAGUUUCAUUUGUUGAGCCAUUAGUGUUACAUUAGGAAGAAACGAGGGAAAGAGGUGGAGGGGGGAAUGGUGAGUGGGGUUGGGGUUGGGUGGUGAUGUUUCUAUUUUACUUAAUGUAUGUGUGGGGUUUUGUCUCGGCAUUGCUGGUGCAGGUUCUCUUCGCUAUUCGCUUGUGUUCCUUUGGUUGUGAGAGAGGUUGGGUUUGGCCUAGGGUGUGGUUGUUUGUUUGUGAUUGGCUGUGGUGAACUUUGUUUUCAUGUUUGAGUGGGGUGGGUUAGCCAUAUUGAUUUGUAUGCUGUUGGUGGAUUCUUGUCGUUGUUUUGUUUGGCUGUGUAUGUGAUGAAGGGGAGCCAUACCGGGGUGAAGGCAACUUCUUCUAUUUGACCCUGUGUCAGUUUCAGUUUAUUGGUUAAUUUUUCUAGUAAGGCUGUUUCCCAUACUAUUUGGUACCAUUGUCCAUGCUUACUCCUGACAGGUCUCUCCAGUGUCUGGUUAUGAUGUUUCUGGCUGCUGAGAGUAGGGUGCACAACCCACUCUGAAGCUUUGACAGAGCAAAAUGGAUCCAUUCGCUGGCUCCAAAACACCGUAGAGCUGUUUCUGUGAUUAUAGCUUCAGAGUUAGGUCCUGACAUCAUCCCACGAGUGUGAAACAUUGCAUCAAAACUAACCCUGUAUAAGUUUCAAAAUCCAGGCCUUUCAACCUUAUUAUGCACAUGGGGGGGGGGGGCUGUUGUUCUGGUGCUUUGCCGCUUGCUUGUUGUCGUGGCAAUAUGGGCCAAUAUGACCUGCAAUGCAACCUGAUACAGAAGGUUUUGUGUAGCCACCUCCUUGCACCAGACAAGUGACUAUGACCUGGUUUGAACUCACUUUGCAGGGAGAAAUUUAUUGCUUUGUGUCCAUUGCAUUGCAGGCAAAUUGGAUGCUGAAUUUCCAGGAUUCAGGUGUGCCUGUAUUCAUGGGGGCUAGGUUACAUGGCCUGUGACGGGAUCUGGUGGGACACUGUUGCUUUGGGAAAUGAAAAGACAGAUUGUUUUAGCUUGUCCACUUUUGGAUUUUGACACACCAGGCAAAAUUUCUGAUGCAGUCACUGGGCUGAGAGCCAACCUCUGGCUCAGCCUUUGCAGCCAGGCUGUUGAAAAAAGGAUGGGAUUAGAGAAUGGCUGGAGAUAGCGUGCUCUCCCCACUCUCUCUCUCUUUCUCUCUUAUAUAUCCUCUGUUCUAGGGGGGAAUGUCAAUCAACCCAGUCUGAGUUGGAAGCCCCAUUAGCAGAAGAUACGAGCAUGUUCUCUUUCUUUCUCAUCUCCCCUAUGUUGGUGGAGUGGUAGUCAACCUAAUCUAAGGAGGCUAACCUACUGACCAUUAGCUUAGUAGGUAGCCCAACACAAGUUUCAUUGGCUGCGUUAAAACAUAACAAGCCAGACUUGCUUAUUGCUGCUCCAAGCCACAGUCACUAGCUAACCUUCUUAACCUGUGAUUUGUUGUCGGCUUGCUGACUGCAAGAAACAACUAACCACACUCCGUAGGUCAGAUGUUACAGCAAGGCAUUGUUUCUUGGCUUAUUAAUUCCACCAGCAGCAAAAUCUCAGGUAAAAAAACCACAGGGCUUUAACUAACUAAAUUCUACUCAAAGUAAGCCCAUUGAAAUUAAUAGGCCUAAGUUAAUCAUGAUUAUACAUUUCAAUAGGACUAUGGGAUAAGAUGUUGGAUAAAACCCAUAAGUUCAAAAAAUAGGCACAGUGCAGUAUGAUCCAGUGUGGUGUAGUGGUUAGAGACUAGAGCCUGGGAACGAACAGGGUUUGAAUCCCCACUUUGCCAUAAAGCUCACUGGGUUACCUUGGGCCAGUCCCUGCCGCUGAUGCUAACCUACCUCACAGGGUUUUUGUGGGGAUCAAAUGAGGAGGAGGAGACCCAUGUAUGAAAGGUGGAAUAUAAAAGCAGUGAAUGAAUGAUAAAUAAAUAAAUUUGCCUGCUAGAGUGGUGCUUGUUAUGGGGAUAAUGUUCUGCUCAGAGUUAGACCCAUCAAUGAAUCUGUCAGUAAUUGCCAUUAUUUUCAAUGGGGCUACUGUUAAUAGAAUGAGGAUUGUAUACAGCCCGUAGUUUCUAGGUUACUUUUUAUACACUGAAAAGCAGAAGAGAUUUGUGCCACCUGUGUCUUCAUGACUUUACCAGCCAUUGCAGCAUUUGCCACCCUCAUUUCAGAACAGUAACAACCAACACAUUUUAGGAAAAGGCCGAUGAGAGGCAAGGGUAAUGAAUGGUCUAGAAUAAAUGUGAGUGAUACACAUCCAGCAUUAAACUGUUCCACGCAUCUUUAUGACUGCAUUUCAAUAGCAAUUUCCAUAACACUUUUAUUUUAUGUGUGCCUAAGCAUGUGUGCUCUCUGUUGGCAGUUGGGACACUGUACAUAAAAACUCAAUAAUUCUCAAGUAUCAGAAAUCAAUUUCAGAAUAAUUAUUUCACACAGCUCUCUUCCUCUAUGGUGAUAACAUAAAUUCUUCUGCAGCAAGAUGUUGGUAAAUAUACUGUGUGAUAUUACACACAGAAUUAUGGAAGGGAGCUUCUGAGAUGGUCAGUGAUGUGCAUUCAUGUUUCAUCCUUGGCUCCUUCAUUGUUAGAUUUAUAAACGCAAGGAGGAAGAUGUGCUUAAUACCAGGCAACACUACACACACACACACACACACACACACACACACACACUCUCUUUCUGGGCUUCGCUUGACCUGCUGUGAUCUCGGUAGGUGUGCAGUGAUGUGGGAUAAAUUCCAAAUGUUGUGCAGGCUGAAGAAGAGGCAGGCAGGGGCUGAGAGAGGGAAUGCUUCCUCUUCUUCUCUUGGAAUAUGACGUCCCAACUCCUCACAGCCUCGGGAUGUGAAUGAGAGUAUCUAUUGCCAUCAAAGAUCACACCACGAAUCUCACUCUUUUCUGUUCUCCUUGGAAGCUGCGGUAAACACCUCGCCCCAAGUCCAGGAGAUGAUGCAGGCUGCUUACAUUCUCUCUCUCUCUCUCUCUCUCUCUCUCUCUCUCUCUCCUGUCUCAUCUGAUGUAUUAAAUGCACUGACAAAGAGUAAACUGUGUCUGACUGGCACUGUCUUUGUAUAAAUAGGAGGAGCUCCUAUUUUACUGCCACUGUAACUUGCACUUAGGGAGGGAUGAAUCUGUCAAUUUCAGUUUGUCAUUUUUUCCAGUCUUAAAUACAGUUAAUAGAGUUCUUUAGGCUGCAUUUUCUGAUUUUUAAACAUAUAUUUUAAGAAAUCCCCAUGAAAAUUCAUCACCAUUCUUGUGCAAGUUUUAUCAAUUAAUCACAUGUUUGCAGGCAAAUAUAUGCAUUUUUGCAAGCAAUUUCCUCAGCGUAAUGCACUUCUUAAAAAGCUACUUGCGCUGAUAUAUGCAUUUUGAUGCACAUUUCCCACUAAUGUGUGCAUUUUUGUACACACUGCUUGGGUGGAGAACUGCACCACUAAAUUCAGAGAAGUGCAAAUUUCAAAGGGCAGCCAUGUUUCACUUCACACAUUGGUUGGCAAAGUGUGAAUUAAGUCAUUUCUCAUUAAAAUGCAAACAAAAUAAAAUCUCUCCACUAUCCCUACUUGUAGCAUAAUAAUGUUUAAUCACCACCACUGCCAUCAUUCAAGACUCACAAUUCACAACUUUGCUUGUGUCUAUUUGCAAUUCUUUCUCUCACUCGCAUCCAACCAUUUGCACUGUUUUGCACAUCCACUGUUUCACAUGGACUGUUCACUCAACAGCUUAAGAGCUGACUUGUCAUCCUAUUGUUUCCUUUCCGUAUCUGCUCUUUCUGUCUCCUUGGCAUUUUGUGUGUCCCUAUGUUGAAAAUAACUUUUGAGCAGGUGGAGUGUUUGCAGACAUACCAUAGCAGGCUCAGGCACUGGCUAGAGGGUUUGGUUCAAUCAGCUGAAGCCAGAGAUCUUGUAAGGCACAGCUGGUACGGCAUCUACUUUGCAUGCACAAGAUCCCAGAUUCAGUCCUAGCAUCUCUGGAUAGAACUGAGAGUGUCACCUGCCUGAAACCUUGGAGAGCAGCCAGUGUAGCAAUACUGAGCUAGAUAGAACAAGUGGUCUCACUUAGUAUAAGACAGCUUCCUAGAUUGGUAUUAUUGUUGUUAUUGCUACAGGCAGCAACCAUUUUGCAUGGGGGUUCCGUUCCUGGGGGACGUGGGUGGCGCUGUGGUCUAAACCACUGAGCCUUGGGCCUGCCGAUCAGAAGGUCAGCGGUUCGAAUCCCUGCGGCGGGGUGAGCUUCCAUUGCUCAGUCCCAGCUCCUGCCAACCUAGCAGUUCGAAAGCAUGCCAAAAAAAAAAAAAAAGUGCAAGUAGAUUAACAGGUACCGCUCUGGCGGGAAGGUAAACAGCAUUUCUGUGCACUGCUCUGGUGUCAGUGUUCCGUUACGCCAGAAGCGGCUUAGUCAUGCUGGCCACAUGACCCAGAAAAACUGUCUGUGGAGUGGACAAACGCCGGCUCCCUUGGCCUGUAAAGCGAGAUGAGCGCCUCAACCCCAGAGUCAUUCGCGACUGGACUUAACUGUCAGGGGUCCCUUUACCUUUCUUCCAUUCCUAGACUUCACAUACAUCAGCAGAGCACAAAUAACACCCGCCCCCAUUCCACCCAUUUCCGGGUCCAAAAGGAACCCAACGGUCAGCAGUCGUGUGUCAGCUGGACAUGUGCAAAACGGUCGCUGUCUGUAAUUUUGUUUCUCUUGUCAAGGCUAACUUGAUUAUUGUUUUGCUUUGGCUUUUAGGAAAUAUGCAAACCAAUUUUGGGGGUGGGAAAGGGAAAUCUGUGUGUUCUGUUCUUUACUUUAAUAACUGAUAGGUAGGUGCCUCUGCAAACAUAGUUUUCCCCUAAACUGCUUGGGACCAGGUUGUGUGAAGAACCACCUGCAGCACUCUGAGCCUGCCUGGCCUUUAAGACUGGCCACUGGUAAGAUCCAUCAGGCAGGGACGUUUCAGUGGUCAUUCUGUUUUUGUGGAACUCCUUCCAUGGGAAACAUGCUUGGCUUCCUCACUGACUGAUUUUACAUGGACUGCACUUCUGAUUUUGUGUUGUGAACCUCUCAAGAACCUGAAAGGCAGUUUUAACAUUUCUGAAAGAAAUUAUUAUCCUUAGCCACCUUGCUGCUUUAUCACAAGAGGUUGCCUAGUGACCACUAUAGGCCUACUAGCCUGUCCCCCCAAGUGACUGGAAUUUUGAGGCCUAGCAACCAUUGUAGGUCCAUCAACUGCUGUAUCAAAUGGCUGAAAUACUGAGGUCAUACCAGUUGCCUAGUGACUAUUAUAGACCCACCAGCCUGUCCUCCAACCCAAAGUAUCAAGGUGGUCAUAGCAUCAUAGCAGUAUAGAAUUGUAGAGUUGGAAGGGACCCCAAGAGUCAACUGGGCCAACCCCUUGCAAUCCAGGAAUCUGUAAUGCAAUAGAUGGUGAAAAUAUGUGUCAAAAACUAGAUCCUGGACCAAUGACCAUUUAGUGCAGUGGCUCAUAGAGUCUGGUAGUGAGAGCUGUGAGGCAGGCGAGGAAGUGACUGGUUAAGAUUUAACUUCAGCUGUGAAUUCAGGAAAUUUUAGGCCAGGGCUGGAAAACCUUUAGCCCUCCACAUGUUGCUGGACCACAGUUCUCAUAAUCUCUAACCAUUGGUUGUGCUGGCUGGUGCUGAUGGGAAUUGGAAUCCAACAACACCUGGAGAGCCACAGAUUCCCCAGAUCUGCUUUAUGCCCCAUUUGCAAAAUUGGUUAAUAACACAGAUCUACCAUAGGGGUCCCUUUACCUUUUUACCAUGCAGGGUUGUCAUAAAAGUGACAGAUCAUUGUAUGCAAAGCACUUUGAAUGCUCAGAAAACAGCAUAGAAAUGCCUUCACAUGGGAGGUAUGUGUCAUGUUCGCCAAAAUCAGGGCAUCAAAGGUCAGUAGUUAUUUUCAGUACCGAAUUACCAGAGCCAGCCUCAGCAGCUGGUACCCUUGUGCAGCUACUAGCGCCUAAGUGCCUUGGUAGGACUCGGGUGUGACACUCGGCAGUCCCACUCCCAUAGUGCUUUGGCCCUCCAGAUGUUACUAAACAAAAACUCAUUAGCCCAGCAAGCAUGGCCAGUGGUUGGGGAUGAGGGAGUUGUCUUUCAGCAACAUCUGGAGAACUAAAGGUUCCCCAUGAUAGCAAAGUCACUUAAAUAAGGUUGAAGGAGUCCAGAGAGAAAAGUCUUGACAAUACCUUACUGAGGAAAUUGAGCAGGGGUGGGGGAACCAGGGGUGUUUUGUCCUUCUUACUUCAGGCUUUGAAAUAACAGGGCAAUGUACAAGCAUACAGAAGUAAAACUCCAUUGGAACCACACAGCCAGGCAAAGCACAAUGCUACCUUAAUGAAGAUCAUCCCACUCUGCAGGGUUACUAAUCAAUACCCCCACCUGUCUUCCUCUUCACUAGUUUUCUUUAAUAUCAGCAGAGUUAACCCCUUGGUGAAUGAUCUCUGCUGCGGGACUUCCAAUGCCCCACAGGUGCUCUCAAGAGAUUAUUUGUUGGCGCAUUGUGGGUCAUUAAAAUGCUGGGUGGUUCACCUGCCACCGAGUGGGAUGCUGCUGCCUGCCACUACAGUUAAGCCCACCUUGGUGUACAGUGGCAUGAGGGGCACACCAGAUGGCACACUGCCUGUGCAGGAAGCUCCAAGCCAGAGCCAGUGCUGUGAAAGAUUACAGGGAACGGCUGCACCUCCACUUCCUUCCGCAGCCCCCUUUUCCAUUUAUAUUUCCACCCUGGUGUGAAAUGUGAUUUGCCUUAAUAGCAACCCUUCCAGGCAGAACUUAGCAGGUAUGAACGAUGGCACGCCAGCUGAAUCCCGAACGGAGUGUGGAUAAAUGUUUCUGUGAUUCAGCAGAGCUAUUGGUGCCGUCAGCACUUAAAAGCAUCUCCUGCGGGGGGGGGGGGGUUUGAGUAUAGUUGAAGUCCCACCUCCAGUUUGUGACCUUGGCAAGGUACCCCUGCAGGGAAUGGGGGGACAGACAGAAACCACCCCCCACCGAGAGUGGUUUUGCAGCUGCAAGGAAGAGACUUCACCCGAGGGGGAACCCGUACGCAUCUAUAGCCUGCCUGGCCCUAAUGUGACUUGACAGAAACAUGAGCUGAGAGAAGAAAGGAAGAAUGGAGAGAGGAGAAUUCAGGAUAUUUCUUGAAAGCUGCUGAAGAACUAGGUUUUUGGGUGCGGGGCAGGGGUGUCAAGGAGAACAAGUCUAAAAAAAACUUUUUUUCUUUUCUUUUUUGCUGAGAGAGAGAACUGGAUGCCAGGGUUAAAUGCUAAAAAUGGAACUUGGGGGACCUGGUCUACACAGUGCUCCCAAAAAUAUUGUGGUCUCAUACUCUUAAGGCUUGAAACAUGUCUUGGUCUCAUGGCAGACACACCAUGUACCUUCUAAGAGCACAUAAUCAACACUACAUAGGAAUUCAUUGAUGGAGGCCAGCUAAAAGGCAAAUAUACUGAUGGAGAAUAGCUAAAUGGAGCUUCCAUGUUCAGGCACAGUAUACCUGAAGGACCAGAGGCUUUCAGUAACCAUCAGAGUAGCUUAGUUCUUUCUCGCUCUACUUCUGGGGUGGGGAAAUUUUUUUGCUUUGAAGGCCGGGUCCUUAUCAGCAUUGGCCUUGCAGUUCAAAUUUGACAGGUAGAUGGGAUGGCCCACUUGUCAGUCACACAGUGUCAUUAAGAAACCAUGAGAUUAACAGGCGGGCCGUCCCAUCCGCUUCUCAAAAUCCUUUUCACAGGGUCCCAAGCCUGUGUACUUCCUAGAGGCAUUGAAAUGGCUACGUCUGGUUUGCCACAGUGAGAACAGGAUGUUGGACCAGAUGGGCGCCUGGCCUCAUCCAGCAGGGCUUGUCUUACAUUCUUGUGCUGCUGGGGAGAAAAUUCUGUGCUUGGUCUGAUCCAGCAUGGCAGCACCUGCAUAGUUACGAAAAUGUCCCUUUUCUAGUGAGCUGUGCUGAAUUGCUUAUUCUACAACGUCAGAGCAGUUACCUAAUGCAGCAGGCUUGGUUUGUUCAUCAAUCAUUGUCCAUCUCUAGGGAACUCUGCAACUACUCUCUGUCUUCCUCUGCAUUCUAAAGACCUUGCUGCUGAUUGCCAACUUAUUAUUUUUUAUUGGGCUAUGCUCCUCUGUCUUUAAUAGCAGCAUGGCAUGCCAGAAAAUUAAGGAGACGAAGCUUUUCCUGUAUAGAGAAUGAAGUCUGGGAAGAGAUUCAGUUGCUCGAUUUGUAUUUGCUGGGCAACUUUCAAAGGCAGAGGAGCAGGGCCCAGGGGGAAAAGCUGGCCACCAACCUUCUAUCUAUUAAUGUGUAGGGCUGAAAGCAGAGCUGGGGGAAAUUCAGCCCUUGGGGCCAAAUGCAGCUCUCCAGGCCUCUCCAUCUGCACCUCGGGACUAACCCAGGUUACAUCUCCUCAGCCACAAACCCUCUCCCGAAACCACAUCCCCCACCAGAUCUGCUCUGCAACCUCCUUGUUACAACUAAUUCUAUUUCCACUCCUGUUACUUUACAAUUUAUUCCUUGAAUAUGUAAGGAAAGAUGUUGGAAGAGAGUCAACGGGAGGCUACUCUCUCAGGAUGUUCCCAAACUGGCACUAAUAUAAUAAAAUGCUAAGCAGAAGAUCAGCAUCCCUGUGUAAGAUCUCUUUCCACCACUCACCCUCCUGAUGAGCUUUGUCUCUCCAGAACAGCUGCAAAGUUGCUGCGUUUCGCAGCAAUCUGGGAAGAAGCCACACUAAAGUAAUUGGUUCAGAGAUACAAAUUGCCUUUGCUCACAAGGGCACAGUGUGCAAAAAGAAUGGAGGGUCUUGGGUCAGCCAGCCAUUUUACUCGUUAGUCCUAAUCAUCUUGGACAGAGGAGUCUAACAUAUCUUAUACUUCUCAUCUCUUCCUUGACCCCAUACCUCAUAAUCUUUUUUUGAUGAUUUAGCUUAUGAGGCAGUUUAUACCCACUCACACACUUUAGCCCCCAUAUCUGUUAAAUAUUGUGGAAAGCUGUCUGUAUGCUGUGCAAUCUAGGCACCUCUUAAGAUAUCAUAACCACAUUUUCUGUGACGUUUCCUGAGAUCAAGGAGCAGGUUUUUGUCUAUGUUUGGAUAUGAUUGGAUGCCAUCAUGAAUCAAGAUGGUGGACUGAAACUUUCAAAACAGCACUGAUCUUAACCAAAUAUUGCAUUACAGUCCUUGAAAUCAAGGAGCAGGUUUUCGUUUAUAUUUGGAUACAAAUGCACACCAUUUUGAAUCAAGGCGGGUGGCCAACAGGUUUUCAAAACUAAUGUUUGGUUUCUUACCAUUCCCAAGCAACUCCAUGGACUAGGCUACUAAUACCUAUGGGCAUGACCUCUUGUUUAAAUAAUAGCCCUUUUUUCCCUACUGUGAAAUGUGUGUCUAUGGUCACCUCCAGGUGAUCUCUUUAUUGGGUAUUCAUCUUGAUUUGUUUCCACAAUGUUUGUGGGGAGGUUAGAUGACACUGGCUGUUUACUGAGCAUUUAUUUAUUUAGAGCACUUAUACCCUGCUCUUCAGCCAAAAACGCCCCCUAGAGUAGCUUACGUAAAAUUAAUUAAAGCAGGACAGUGCCUGAUGGACCUGGGCUUUCGGCAAAGAAUGAACCCUGCUUCCUAUCUCUCCCAGUCAGGCAGAUAGCAUUCAUUCUAAUUUGUCUGCGGGGAGUUUAUACUGUGUUGUGUUGUUAUCCCACAUAUUCCAAUGCAUUUCCCCUUCACUUUCCUUAUCACAAAAAGUCCAAUCUGGGGAUGGAAUGCCAAGUCAACUUUAAUUGCACAACUUGGACCUGCCGAAAUGUGACUGACUCCCAUCUGAAAAUAGCAGUCGCCUGGAAGUGUGCACUCUCUCACAAUCUCAAUCUCUCCCUCUAUCAUGCAUCCAGACGGCUGACUUCUAUUUUUAUGAAAUCAUUGUUCCACCGUAUGCUGCAUGGGGAAUUAUAGUUAACCUUUUGAAUUUUAAGGGUGUGGGGGGUAUAGGAAAGAGGAAGAAAUCUGAAUUAGUUAAAGGCAAGCUUAACUAAUUCUCACUUUCCAAAAUAAUGCACAAACUGAUGUGCAGCCACUGUUUGAAAUUUGCACUUCCCCAAGUUUUGCAAUGCAGUCUUCCAGCCAAGUAACACAUACAAAUAUGGAUUUACUGGGAUAAAGUGUGCAUAUAAAUGCAUAUGUUAGUGAAACUAGUCUACAAAGGUUAUAUUACUGGAAAUUUAUUUUCAAAAAUGUAUGUGGCUGGUUAAAAUGCAUACGAAAAUGUGUUUAUUAGGGUAAAUUCACUAAAAUGUGGAUGAAUUUUCAUAAGGACUUUAUUUCCCCCCUCUCCUGCAAAUUAACAUAGUAAUAUGGAGAACUGAACUGGAAAAAAAUGAGAAGCUGCGAGAAACCAAAACAAGCAUGUUUGAAAUUGACAUAUAGCUCCUUUUGUGUGUGUUCAUUUUUUAGUGUUUCAGUCACACUAGUGGGCACAACACAGCUGUGUGGGUGGGAAAGAGAUGGUGCAUCUGAGCAUGCCGUUUAAAAAUAGCAACACUAUCAUCUAUCAUUGUAGUCCAUUUUUAAAAAAUACACAAAAGCCCUUUUUAAACUUAGGCACUGCUGUCUGAUGUUAUCAGUAGAGGUGUGCUCAAGGGCCUGUGCGUCGAUACAGCCACCCACCUAGCGUGUCAUUGCACACAUCAAACCCAUGCCUCUUACAAAGACAGAAGAAGAGUGCCAGGGAAGCCUUCAGCCUGCCUGGUCCCCUCUAGAUGUUUCAGUCUACAAUUCCCAUCAGCUCCAGCUGCAUUAAGAUGAUCUACACCUGCAGAGAUGGUUCUGCUUUUCUGCUCUACCACCAAGCAGCCAAUUAACAUUCGUAUUUUACAGAUGAGAAGCACUGAGACUUAGAGAUUUUGCGUGCGCACACACACACACACACCCCAAAAUUGCUAGAAAUUUUACUUGCCAUUGUUAAAACUACUGGGAAUCAGGAACACGUACUGAUCUCCUGCAGCAAAUCGCAUAGGGUAGAACUCAAAUCUAGCUCCUGCAUACUCCCACCCAUUUUUAUUAGGAAAGCAGAAAGGUGCCUUGCAGCCAGCAAGUUAAUCCAUUGCCCCAUCUAGCUCAUUAUCCUCUCCAACGAGUAGCAUAGUUCUCCAGUGGCUUAGACAGGAGGUUUUGCCUGUCCUAUCUGGAGAUAGCAUAGAAUUCAUCCUGGGACUUUCUGCGCUCUGACACCGAGUUGCGUUCUGUCACCUUCAACAACUGGGGCAGGGAGGAGGAAGAUUAUUACCCCAUGGGAUUCAAAAGCAACGCAGACAGUGUCUGGCCCUGGAAUAUCCCAGUGGCUCACAGUGACCCUGCCCUAUAGCUGAAGCGAUUGGGGCAUGCAGUCCAGGCAGCCGAAGCCUUGGUUGUUGGUAUGUAGGCCACAUAAGGAAACUUGAGCCUUUACUCACAGAGUGACGGCACCAAUUGUAUCUAUUUCUGAAGGCCUUGUGCCCCUGACAGGCCCGAUUUGCUGUUGCCGCUGAACCUUCCCAGCGAUUUGAUGAAACAGGCACUCCAGCUGAUUAGAAACACCAGAACGUUUAUGCCCCUGAACGAUGUGCCAUGACACAGGCUAAUUGGAGGUGAAAGAAGAGUGCCCAAGGUUACUCUAGUGGGUCUGUGGUGAAUGUGAGACUCUUUGUGUGGGCAUAGGUCUCUUGAAGGCCUUAAGUAUAGAGAGCCUGUGUGGAAUAGGGAGCAGAGCAAGUGUUUCCAGCCUUUUGGGCCUAGGGCUAUGUUUGGAAGCUCAGGGAACUCCCCCAGGCACCACAAAAUACCCAUUUCACAGAAAGAGAAACAAAGAUGCUCAGAACCCCAACUUCCUCCGAAAAAACAGGAAAAACAUCUACACAGUACAUUCACACCCAUACAAGUCAAAUCAUUUCUGUUUUUAAAAAAUGUGAUGGGCAUGGGGCUUUUGUGGGCACCAAGGACAUGUCUGAGGGCACAAUAGGGUCCCCAGGUGCUACACCGGGGGUCCCAAGAGCUAGAAUGUCAAACUAAGACAGUGGGUGCCAGGGUUCAAAUCCCCACUCAGCCAUGUCACUCACUGGGCGACCUGGAGUCAGCUUCUGUAUUCCUCAGCCUACCUUACUUCAGCACAAACUUUAGGAAUUACUGGUCUACAUUGUCUAAACAGACCUUUGGCAACCAUCUUCCAAAGCCAAGCUACCUUUUGAUUGACUGUCAUUAUCUUGUCAUCGCUCCGCAACAAUAUUUGACAGGUGCAUGUGUUUUCUCUCUUAUAUAAUUCUGUUUAUAUCCCACUUUUCCUUCAAAGUGGGCUUUUGCCAACAUGGCAUGCAUGAUCUCCUCAUCUGUUAUACUCUCAACGACAUUGUGAUGUAAAUCCAACUGAAAAAUAGUGGUUGGCCCAAAGGCACCCAGUGAGCUUCAUGGCUGAAUGGAGUUUUGAACCUGGGUCCCAGUGCUAUCAUGGCACUAUGUAAAAACUAAGCCCUACUUACACACUCAAAAAGUAAACAUUUUCAUGGUGUAAGUAUGCCUUUCAGAUACACACACACACUUCAGCUGGAAGUCUGAGAGCGUUGCUUUAAAUGUUUCAAGUGAACAAAAUACUAAUCAGAGGAGGCUGCUUGUUAUUUGAUGGUUACUAAUGGUGGGUGAAUCUCAUGUUCCCACUUUUAUGUUCAGUUUGCCGCAUUUCUGAAGCAAUCUGUGGAUUACUAUUUUUAAGUCACAAAAAUUCACCAGCAUUUUAGUAGUCAUUGCUCCUAAUAGACACAUUUUGUAUGCAUUUUUGCAAGCAAUUUCCCCUAAUGCAAUGCAUUUUCAUAUGUUAUUUUCACUAAUAUAUGCAUUUUUAUGUACAAUGCUGUUUGCUUUUUGGUCAAAGAACCACAUUGCAACAAUCUGGAGAACUUCAAAUUUGAAAGGAUAUUUGUGUUUUGGUUUACAUAUUAUUUGAGGCAAAUUACAUAGGUUUGCAUUAAAACGUGAACAUUUUUUGUUAGCCUUUAUUUUUCAGUUUAGGGAAAUGCUUGUAGCAAAGCAUCACCAUCUACCCCCUCACCCACCAAGAAACACUUCAUGCAUAUGCAGUGUGAAUUAUAGUAAAAUAUUAAGCAGGUUUGGAUAACACUUUUGUUUUCAUUAUACUGUACCAGUUAUGCGCCUUAACUGCCUUAACAGGUUCCCAGAGUGAACUGUGGGUAACCAGUGGUUAAAGGGUUACGCUGUGUUUUCUCGAAUGUAUUUAAUAAACAUGUACCAUACAGUUUCAAAAUUGCCUUCUGUCUUCCGUGUCUCUUAGUGCAUUAAAAUGUGAAAUGAAAUGAAUUUCUACCCUAAUGGUUACCACUUCAGAUAAUUAUUUUAACCUUUUGCCUCAGACAGCUCGUCUCUCUAAUUCUCUGCCUUGUUUUCUCUCUCUUCUGCUCCAGCCUUAUUUCUGGACAUCAUCAUUGUGGCUGGCUUACAGAAGAUGGCCAAGCGAAAGGGCCCGUAUGACGUAAGCCCAGGCUUGUUGGACUACUUGACCAUGGACGUCUAUGCUUUUCCAGCAGGACACGCCAGCCGAGCUGCCAUGGUAUCCAAGUUCUUCCUCAACCAUCUGGUCUUAGCUGUACCGCUCCGGAUCUUAAUUGUGAUCUGGGCCUUCUUGGUGGGACUUUCCCGGAUCAUGGUUGGGCGGCACCAUGUCACCGACGUCCUUUCUGGAUUCGCAUUUGGCUAUUUGCAGUUUAGGCUGGUGGAGGUGAUGUGGAUGUCUUCUAAUACUUGCCAGAUGUUGAUCUCCAUGUGGUGAAACAGCAGCAACGCACUGUCUUUUCCCCCUUAUUUUUACAUAAUGAAGACUUGAAUACACUUUUUAAAAAGUGAAGGAUUUCGAAAACGAAACACGGUACACAAACCUCCACAUGCUGGGAAUGAGUAUCAACUUCCACCAGGGUGGUGAAGACCUGGUUGCAUCUAUUAUAGCACAAUGUCUUGGGAUGAUUUCUUGCCGGUUGUGCUGCCAAGACCCACUGCUACAUUUUGCCAUGUUUUCUUGACUCCCAAGUGGAUGGAAAAUUAAUUUGGUCGUAGGGAGAGAACACAAUUACAUUCUGUUGCUGUUUGUUUGUUUAGAUGGCACGCUCUUGACACUGUUGGAAUGCCUACCCCUUGUUGUUGAAUGUGGUUGUGCAUUGAUUUUCUUUCGUGGAGGCCAGGAAAUUUGAUGUGAAGUGAAUUAUAAGGUUGCAAUCUGGAGCUCUAUGAUUCAGUCCCUAAGUCAUACUCAGGGUAGGCCCACUAAAAUCAAUUGACUUAAGGUCCUCAUCUACACUAAGCAUUUUAAAGAAGGACCGUGCCCGCCAUGGCUUACCCCUAUAAAUCCUGGAAAUGUAGUUUGUUACAGUGCUGAGAGUUGUUAGGAAACCUUUGUUGCCUUCAUAGAACUUCAGUUCCCAGAGCUCGCUGCGAAGAGGGAUGGACUGUUUAACCACCCUGGGAAAUGUGGCUCUGUGAGGGGAAUAGGGGUCUCCUGACAACUUGCAGCGGCUUUAACAAACCACAUAAUUCUUUAGGGGAAGCCAUGACUUUUUAAAAUGGCAUGACACUGUUUUAAAUGUAUGCAACUUCAUCACAUCCAGCAAUUUCAAUGGGUCUACUCUGAGUAGGGCUAACACCAGCUAUCUCUUAAAAUUCCUUAAAGCAGCAAGAUCUGAGGGCAUUUAUUUGCUCCUGUUGCUGUAAUUAGCAUGAUUCUAAUUUUUUCUGCUCAGCAGACUACAGAUGGGUGACACUAGGGUGGCUACUUAACAUAACACCGAAGAAAAGAGGACACAGAUUCACAUGAAAUUUGCAUGUACCACUUCAUAUGUAUGCAUGCAAAUAUAGUGAAUAUGGUUAUAAUUUAAAUAGAAAUACACAGACAGAGACUAGGUGACCUGCUUGUCUCAGGGCUAGCCAUUGAUGGAUGGCUUCAAGGUGCUGGCCAGGAUGAUGGGAGUUGUAGUCCAAAACAUGUGGAUGGCACCAGCUUGGUGAAGAGUGAAGUAAGUUAGUGCUGAGUGAAACCAUGUCUGCCUUACUUCUUGCUGCCUUGAGCAAUUUAAACCUAUGGUCCAGAAUCCCAGAUUGCAACUGUCACUCUCCCACCCUCUGCUGCAGUGAAUUCCAAUUCUAUUUGGGUUACUUGCAUCCAUUGUCCCUCAUGCAAGCCAGGCACAGAGCCAGAAAUUAACAAAUAAUAAAGGAUAUGUCAAGUUUGGCAAUGGGUUUCUUCCCCCCUUAAUUCAAUUAAGUAUUUAAAGUCUUCUAAGGAGGAACCAUUAGGAUGGUGGAUGCAUCAGUGGUGGAACAUCUGCUUUGCAUGCAGAAGGUCCCAGGUUCAGUCCCCAGUGGCAUCUCCAGGUAGGGGUGGGGGAGACUUCUGCCUGAAACCCUGGAGAGCCUCUGCCAGUCAGCACAGGCAAUACUGAACAAGAUGGGCCAUUGGUCUGACUCAGGAGAAGGCAGCAUCCUUUGUUUCCAGGUUGGUGUUGCAGGAUUGAGACCUAGUGCAACCCAGAAUGGGGUGAGAAUGCAUUUUAAAGACAAGGCGGAUGUCACAUCCCAGAAUCUACAGGCCAAAAGGGAGAGGGAGUUAGCAGACCCACCAAGCGCCCCUACUUUCCAGGGACAUCCCUGAUUGAGAGAAGCCGUCCCAGAAUGUCCCGCUUUUCCUUAGGACAUCCCUAUUUUCAUUGGAAAAAUGUUGGAGGGUAUGGAGUUAUCCAGUUCCCCAAGCCAUCUGAAGGCAAUCCUGUUUAGGGAAGUUUUUUAAAAAAAUAUUUCAUGUUUUAUUGUGUUUUUAUAUACAUUGGAAGCUGCCCAGAGUGGCUGGGGCAACCCAGUAAGAUGCGUGGGGUAUAAACAGUAAAAUUAUCAUUAUGGAAUGGGAUGUCCUGAUUUUCAUCAGAGAAAUGUUGGAGGGUAUGAGUUAGUUGAGAGUAAAAGGUAACCCACUGGGGAUCAAAUACGGUGAAACUGUCCAGAAAUUACACACAGUGCAAGAGCGACUUCAAAUCUCCACCAACUUCCAAGAGUUACUUCACACAUUUAACCACAGAGGUGUGGCACUUUACGCUGGGGGCCAAAUGGCCCACUGGCUCUUUCUAUCUGGCCUGCAGGCCUUUCCCGAGGCCACAUUCCUCAUCACCCCUCUUUACCUGGCUAGCGUAUAUCCUGAAACACUGGUGAUUUUUCCUUGCAUGCUUGGAUCAAGAAUCGAGAGUGUGUGUGCACACAUAUGCACAUACACAUGUGUAGAAACUAGCCUACUGAACAAAGGCAAAAGUUAUAUUCAUUGCUCUACCCACUUUUGGCUUUGGUCUUGCCCACCACUGGCAUGUGGUCCCAGAAGGUUACCCCGAUGGGAAAGUAGUGCUUGGCUUGAAAAUGUCCCCUACCCCAGUGAUAAGAUAUACACUGGCUUGGCUAACAACCUUUAUAGGCAAUGCCUGUUGAGGUAGGUGCAGGUAGAUUUUUAGCUGUGGCUGUUUUGUGAUUGUUUGUUGUUGGGUAAUCAAUGCGAGAAGCAAAUAAAUAGAAAAUCUAUCCCUGGCAUACAAGUUGCCCUCUCCCCAGGAAGUCACCAGAGAAGCACUAGCUUGCAAAGCAGACAGAAGGAAUCCUAUUGCAACCGAGAUGCAGGAGGGGAUCCUAUGCAGCUUCUCCUCCUGCCAAAAAACAGCCACCACUGCUGGGACUCUUAAGCUGGCCAGUUUACACCAUCAGCAGUUCCAAGCCCCAACACUUUCCCUGGGCUCAAGAGCAGCCCAAAAUGAAAUAAAGAAAUCUCCAUCCUCUCUGAGAUUCCUCUCACCCUCAACAAAUUAUUCCCCCUUCAAAUAAUUAUCUUGCCCUGCUACAAGCUUCACCUUCCUUGAAGAUUCCCCUGAAUAAUUUCUAUUUUGAUUAACUCCCCCCACACACCCUAGACAGAUUUGUGGAGCAGAAGGCUACUGAUGACUGCUAGCCACAAUGGCUAUGCUCAGCCCCCAUAUUCAGAGGGAGUAAUGCUUCUGAAUACCAGUUGCUGGAACCUGCAGGAGGGGAGAGGGCUGUUGUGGUCGGGCCCUGCUUGUGGACUUCCCUCAAAAAUCUGGUUGGCCUCUGUGAAAAUAGGAUGAUGGACUGGAUGGGCCAUUGGCCUGAUCCAGGAAAGCUCUUAACAAGUUAUUAUGGAGGGCCACAGGUUCCCCAUCCUUGGAGAACAAGAUGGAACCCUGCAUGUGAUAGUCCCUGCUUGUGGCCUAUACCUUAGCAAAAUUAUUUCUCCCACUAGACCUGCAUUUUUUAAAUAUUUUAUUACAGGGUAUGCAUUUUUAAGCUGCCACAAAAGCAGCAACUUCCUUUGCUAACUAAUUCUGGUUCGGUGUCAUCCCAAGUUCUUGAGUCACUUGGUUUUUUCCACUCUCACCCACUCACUCUGGGUUUUUUGCACAUCUACACACAGGGGUGCCAACUUGAAUAAAAUAUUGAGGGGGGGAGAUAAGCCCCGCCUCACAUAAUCAGUCACAUGAUACAGUGCAUGCACACCAUUUGAAUGGCAAUGCCCAUCAACCUGGGGGGUUGACCCCAUCAAUAUUUUAUUGGGAGGCCAAAGCCCCCUCGUGCCCUAGGAGUUAGCUCCUAUGUCUCUACCUUAUUGAUUGUUUCUCCCACAACAGCUGGUCCCCUUUUUCUUCACUGCUGGCCAAAUGCAUCUUUCUCUGAAGGAUGCUGUUCUGUUAGCAUAGCCAAUAAGCUCUCACUCUCUGCAUCCGGGUUGAGCUGCUCUGUUCUGUGAUUUGUGGCUUGCUCUCUCUCUCUAUCAGCAGCGAAAGAAACUGCAUAGUCAUCGGUCAUUUGCAAGCCUUAUUUCCUUUUUCUUUACAUCUUUGCUUCCUGUGUGAUGACAUCUUUCACUUAAAGUGGCAGGCAUCGUCCUGGCACCCAGGCUGUCUCAGAGGUCCAGAGAGGGCAGGGCACUGCUACUUUGGGCCAUAAUACCGUAAAAAGAUGAUACUUUAAAACAAAAUAAAACGGAAGGAAGGAAGGAAGGAAGGAAGGAAGGGUUUUUUUUCUGUAAUCAGCUGGUCUGGACACGUUCAUCAUGGCCUAAUCUUGUUGUCGGACUCCCAUCAGCCCCAGCCAGCAUGUCCCAGUGGUCAGGGUUGAUCACAGUUGGUGUCCAACAGCGUUUGGAAGGCACUACAUUAGCUACCUCAGGGUUGCUGGGUCUGAGCUGCCAUUUAAAUGUCCCACAAUGCCGUCAAGCAAUGCAAGGAGAAUUGUAAGAAAUUAAAAUGGCAGGGCAGGUUCAGCUACCCGGUGUGGCAAGUGUGGGCCCUGGAUUCUGGGGUCCUGUUAACUUCCCAGUAGAGUUGCAUGUAGACCCCAGAGUCUGUGUGCUCUUCCCUUGAAGAGCAGAAAACAGUAGCCCUGAAAUCUCAAGAUUCCCGGGUACUUUUUGUAAAUAAAGUGCCAGGGAGCAAAUGAUAAUGAUGGAUUGGCACCUACCCACUAAUGAUAGUGACAAGGGGGCAGGGAAUCAGUUCAGUUGGGAAUUUUUUUUUUUUAAGAUAUUUAUUAGAGUUUAAGAGUUAC
Podarcis lilfordi (Lilford's wall lizard) is the source of this 25393-nucleotide messenger RNA. Lineage: Eukaryota; Metazoa; Chordata; Lepidosauria; Squamata; Lacertidae. The record is from the annotation of a GenBank genome assembly.